UGCCUGCACUCUGGGAGCCAGAGCCGAGCAGCAGCUUCCAGAGUUGAAGGAAGAGGGAGGAAAGGAGCUUGCGAUCCGGCCCGGCCCAGCCCAGCCAGACCAGGCGUGCCCACCUAGCAGCAGGCAGAACCGCGGCGCUAGUCCGGGUCCCGUUAAGAGUGAGCAGUCCUGCGGCCAGCGCUUGCCAAGAAUGGAAAUCCCACCGACUCACUACCCAGCCUCCAGGGCGGCCUCGGUGGCUGAGAACUGCAUCAACUACCAGCAGGGAACCCCCCACAAGGUGUUUCUGGUGCAGACGGUCAAACAAGCCAGCAUGGAGGAUAUUCCAGGAAGAGGACAUAAGUACCACCUUAAAUUUUCUGUGGAAGAAAUAAUCCAUAAAGAAGUUACAGUAAACUGUACGGCUGAAGUGCUUUAUCCUACUGUGGGACAAAAUACUGCACCAGAAGUCAGCUUCACAUUUGAAGGAGAAAUUGGAAAGAAUCCAGAUGAAGAAGACAACACAUUUUAUCAAAGACUCAGAUCCAUGAAGGAACCACUAGAAGCAAAAGAUAUUCCAGACAGUUUUGGAAAUGUACCUCCAGAAAUGAAACCAGUUCGACAUUUAGCUUGGGUUGGCUGUGGUUAUAUAAUAUGGCAGAAUUCUACAGAAAACACAUGGUAUAAAAUGGUAAAAAUUCAAACUGUCAAGCAAGUGCAAAGAAAUGAUGACUUUAUUGAAUUAGACUAUACCAUUCUACUUCAUGACAUUGCAUCUCAGGAGAUCAUUCCUUGGCAAAUGCAAGUUCUCUGGCAUCCACAAUAUGGUACUAAAGUCAAACAUAAUAGCCGUCUGCCAAAGGAAGCACAUCUGGAAUAAAGGAGGCCCCUAGCACUGGGAUGCAACGUAAAGACGCCUGUUGGUGCUAUGUGGCCAAACAAAUCUCAAAGGUUCUCUACAUAUAAUAUCCUGUCCAGUAUAAAACUCUAUAUAGAUCCCUGAACAAAAUUAGUGUUACUACAUAAGAAUGUCUAUAUAACAGUAACAGUGCUGUGGACAUGCCAUAAUAAAAACUUCAAUUUCAACCUUAUAA
Molecule: messenger RNA, 1073 nt
Organism: Lepus europaeus (European hare)
Lineage: Eukaryota; Metazoa; Chordata; Mammalia; Lagomorpha; Leporidae
Gene: LXN
Product: latexin
Exons: 6
Coding region: 191-859 (222 amino acids)
Molecular function (GO): metalloendopeptidase inhibitor activity
Source: RefSeq, a predicted model, not a curated record